Strongylocentrotus purpuratus (purple sea urchin) is the source of this 6777-nucleotide messenger RNA. RefSeq names its product argonaute 1 (gene ago1). The record is from RefSeq and is a predicted model, not a curated record. Gene Ontology annotation, molecular function: protein binding; RNA binding. The coding region runs from base 139 to 3006 and encodes 955 amino acids. Lineage: Eukaryota; Metazoa; Echinodermata; Echinoidea; Camarodonta; Strongylocentrotidae. The transcript is spliced from 22 exons.
UUCCGGGUCGUGUAGCCGAUAAACGGGACGUGCAAAAAUGAAGCAGGAAGACCAUCUGACAUGCUGAAAUAAACGUUCAACUACGGCCUAUUUUGCCAUUAUUGAAAUUUAUAUUGUAUAAUUUUUGAAAGAGGAAAGAUGUAUCAACCACCCUUUCCGCCAAAUUUCCCAUAUGGGAUGCCCAACUAUCCGCCAAAUCAACCUGGAAUCCCAGGGCAGUUCCCACCCGGUGGUCCCCCCGGGGGUCCGCCCGGAGGUCCUCCACCUGGUGGCCCUCCCGGCGGCGGCCCACCAGGUGGUCCCCCUGGUGGCCCUCCAAGUGGCCCUCCAGGUGGCCCACCUGGUGGUCCCCCCUUCACCCCUCCUCCAAGCCAACAGCCCCCACCCCCUGGGGGGCCUCCGCAACCACCAGGUACCCCUCCCGUUGCUCCCACAGAGCUGGUAGCCAUGCCCAGGAGGCCUGGCUUUGGUAUAGACGGUCGUCCUAUCGCCCUUCGUGCAAACCACUUCCAGGUGAAGAUCCCGCCCCUGGAUCUGUUCCAUUAUGAAGUUAACAUCACUCCAGAGAAGUGUCCCAGGAGAAUCAACAGGGAUGUGAUAGACACACUAGUGACUGCCUACAAGGGGAGAUAUUUUCAGAACAAUCUGCCCGUGUUUGACGGGAGGAAAAACAUGUACUGUAAAGAUGAGAUUCCACUAGAUCGGGAAAAGCAAGUGGAACUCGAAGUGACCUUACCCGGUGAAGGGAAAGACAGGAUAUUUAAAGCUUCCAUCAAGUUUGAAGGCAAGGUCAGUCUGUCCCUGCUAGAGGCUGCCUUGAAGGGGGAAGUGAUGAACAUCCCACAUGAGGCUGUGCAAGCCCUGGACGUUAUCAUGAGACAUCUACCUUCACUGAGGUACACCCCGGUUGGUCGAUCCUUCUUCUCCCCUCCCGAGGAGUACUCACAUCCCUUGGGUGGUGGUCGAGAGGUAUGGUUUGGUUUCCAUCAGAGCAUCCGCCCAUCCAUGUGGAAAAUGAUGCUCAAUAUAGACGUGUCUGCAACGGCCUUCUACAGCUGUCAAUCGGUGAUAGACUUCCUAUGUGAGGUCCUGGACAUCCAGGAUCUAUCGGAUCAACGGCGCCCUCUAUCAGACUCACAUAGAGUGAAGUUCACCAAAGAGAUCAAAGGACUGAAGAUUGAGAUCACUCACUGUGGAAACAUGAAGAGAAAAUACAGAGUGUGCAAUGUGACCAAGAGAUCUGCACAAACACAAACGUUCCCAUGGCAACUUGAGAAUGGUCAAACAGUGGAAUGCACAGUGGCCAAAUACUUCAGAGAAAGACAUAAUCUCAUCUUGCAAUACCCUCAUCUCCCCUGUCUGCAGGUUGGACAGGAGCAGCGCCACACCUACCUACCUCUGGAGGUUUGCAAUAUCGUAGCUGGGCAGCGCUGCAUUAAGAAACUCACUGACCUGCAGACGUCUACCAUGAUAAAGGCCACAGCCAGAUCAGCCCCAGACAGAGAGAAAGAAAUCAAAAGUCUGGUACAUAAAGCUGACUUCAACAAUGACCAGUAUGUAAGGCAGUUUGGCUUGAGUAUUAGUAAUGAGAUGGUCACCAUUGAAGGAAGAGUUCUACCUGCUCCGAAGAUCCAAUAUGGAGGAAAGCUAAACAAGCCCCAGCAAGCCAUCCCUAACCAGGGUGUGUGGGAUAUGAGAGGCAAACAGUUCCACUUUGGUGUUGAGAUUGAAGUGUGGGCCAUUGCCUGCUUUGCACCCCAGCAUCAAUGCAGGGAAGAAGCUCUCAGGAAUUUCACACUCCAGCUUCAGAAGAUCUCCAAUGACGCCGGCAUGCCUAUCAAGUGGCAACCGUGCUUCUGCAAGUACGCCGUGGGCGCCGAUCAGGUGGAACCCAUGUUCAGGCACCUCAAGAAGAUGUGGCCCAAACUCCAGCUCAUCAUCGUCGUUCUGCCGGGCAAGACACCCGUCUAUGCUGAAGUGAAGCGAGUUGGUGACACUCUGCUGGGUAUAGCCACACAGUGUGUACAGGUCAAGAAUGUGAACAGAACCACGGCACAAACCCUCUCCAAUCUCUGCCUCAAGAUCAACGUCAAGCUGGGAGGAGUCAACAACAUCCUGGCCCCUAACAUCAGGCCGCGCAUCUUUGGAGCACCAGUCGUAUUUAUGGGAGCCGACAUUACGCACCCGCCGGCAGGAGACAAUUCAAAACCGUCUAUCGCCGCUGUUGUGGGAAGUAUGGACGGCCAUCCUAGCCGUUACUGCGCAAGUGUCCGCAUUCAGACUCACCGUGUCGAGAUCAUCCAGGACCUGCAGGCCAUGGUCAAGGAGCUGCUCGUUGAGUUCUACAAGUCGACCAGGUACAAGCCAGCCAGGAUCAUCAUGUACAGGGAUGGGGUCAGCGAAGGUCAAUUCUUACAGGUUCUAGCCAAUGAGAUGAACGCUAUCAGAGAUGCCUGCAGGUCACUGGAGGAAGGUUACGAGCCUGGUAUCACGUUCAUUGUGGUGCAGAAGAGACAUCAUACCAGGCUCUUCUGUGCUGAGAGAAGAGAACAGAUUGGAAGGAGUGGUAACAUCCCAGCAGGUACUACAGUAGACAGCGGCAUCACCCAUCCUCUAGAAUAUGACUUCUACCUGUGCAGUCACGCUGGUAUUCAGGGCACCAGUCGUCCCUCUCACUACCACGUCCUCUGGGACGACAACGGUUUCAAGGCUGACGAACUCCAGUGUCUAACCUACCAGCUGUGCCACACCUACGUACGCUGCACCCGUAGCGUGUCCAUCCCCGCCCCCGCCUACUACGCCCACCUGGUGGCCUUCCGUGCCAGAUACCAUCUGGUAGAGAAGGACCACGAUAGAUAUGACCAUGACAGUGUCAUAUCCAGUGCAAACAGCAAUGGGGGAGACGGAAGCCACCACGGACGUGACGGCUACGGACGCACCCCCAAGGAGAUGUCUGCUGCCAUCAAGGUUCAUGACGAUACACUCAAGGUCAUGUACUUCGCUUAGGUGUCAAAGGUCAGAGGUCAGAUGUCAGAGAGAGAAUCCAUGGUCAAGUUAAGAAAUCAGAGAAUAAUAACCUAAGGAAAAGAGCAACAUCUAGAAAGUUGGCCCGGAAAUAUCUGCACCGAAGAAUUAGUGUGACAUCAAGGUUGCCAGCAGUCAUUCAUUGCAACAAAUCUAAUGGGAAAUCACAGAAAAGAUCAUGUAACGAAAAACGUACUGGCUCAGUUUUCUAUCCGCUGUCUCCUUGAGCUUACAUCUUAACCAUUGGUAGCUUUGAAAUUAAUUUCAAGGAAACCAAACUUUCGGAAAGACAUUUUUAGAGGAUAUGGCCAUGUAGUAAAAUGAUUUCAGGCAUUGAAAGUUCUUGUUGCUAGAUCAUUGAAUUAUCUUUUUUAUAUAUUAGUCGGGGGAAAAAACAUCAUCUCAACAAACAGUUUCCAUUGGUUUGCAUUUUAACUUCCAAUCAUUGUGGGAUUGUGUUUAUUUUGAGAAUGAGUUGAAAUCAUUGAGCUUAUCAAGAUACUAAUUUCAUUGUCACAUAACAACUUUGUUAAAAUGCGUGUUGAUAAUGGUUAUAGUAAUGAUUAUGUAUUUAAUGUAGAUACUAUUUCUCUCCUCGAUCUAUUUUUCAUCACUCUCUCUUACCUUUAAUAGAGUAGUUGUCCACAUAAAUGUGUGAACAUCAUACAAUUAAUGUCUUGUGGAAUAUCUAUGAAGUGCUGAAUUUGUGUUCAAUGCAGUAUAUCAACCACUGACCAAAAUGGACCAGAAAUUUGCCAGAUUGAUGAUUACUGUUACUCAAGAAAUAACUAUGAAUCGGAUUUGACAGUUUGGAAUCUAAGGCGUUGUAUAGUGUGUGAUGGUUAUAUUAAACCCAAAUCAUUGAAUGCUUUCAUUAUCCUAAUAAGCACAAACUAUUGUAAUAAGACAUUGAAUAACAAACUUUUGAUCUUCCAAUGAAAUUCUACGAGUAGAAGAAACAUCAAAUAUGAGUUUAGAAAAAAAAUGUUGAUUAGCUUUCAUCCAGUCAGUGGCCUUAGCAGCUGAACAUCUGGGACCUGUUUCACAAAGCCUUUUUUCAAUGACAAACUACAUAAAUCAGUGACAAAUCUGCUGAUGACCAAUCAGAAGCAAGGAUUUCACUAGCUUAUAACAAAAAACUGUCAUUUGUCACUGAUGACAAGUUUUGUGAAACGCCCCCCAGAUAUAAAGUUGAGAAUUUAAGAAGUUUAAUUUCUUUUUGAUUCUCAUCUGACUACCGGUAAGGCUCAAUACCCUUUUGUAUAUAUAAACAUGUUUGCCCCAAAGUGUCAUAAAUGGUAUUUUUAUUGUUUUUUCUUCAGCGUGGGACAUUAUUUGUGUAAUUUUAAUCGUGGAAAUGUGUUUUUUAUGUGAGAAUGGUACUAGUACAGAACCUCUGUCAGAUUAAGCAACAUAUAUCUCCCGGUUGUAAUCGUUGGUCAGAAUAGCGAAUUAAAAAUGGUAUCAUGGAUUGUAGUGUCAGGUUUUAAAAAAAAGAAAUGUUUGAGAUAUGAUACUUAUAUUCUGAUCAAUAUUCAUUAGAAAUGCAGAAAUGUAUUGAAUAAUUAAGAUCACAUAGAUUAUUGUUUCCUGGCAGUCCGAAGUUUUAUGUAUAGAAGCAGAUGGGAUGAAGGUAACACUUUCUGUUUGCUGUAUUGUCUUUUUGCAAUAUAGCAAAUCCUCAAUUUAUGUCAAUAAUGGAUGAAUUUCAUACCAUGAAAUUUAUUCAUGCUAUGAUGAUUUAUAUUUUGAUACAAUACAUGAAAUGGCACAAACAUUGAAUAACAUUAAAAUGGAACUUGCCGAGCACAAAUUACUGUAACUUUCUUUCAGUCGCAUGUUUUAGAGAAGAAAAAAAGAGAAAAGUGUUUCCAACAUGCAUGACUUUUUCCAAUUCAAGUACCUUUUUUUUCUUUACACAUUGUUCGCCUCAUUCUGUUAGCCUUCACAAGUAUAUUGAAUAUGGUUAUUUUCACAUUUUAUGUCAUGAGCUUGAAUUAUUCCAUUUAUACUCUUAAAGCAUGAAAACGUGAGAACAAAAACAAGCUAUGUGGACAGCUAUCUUGAAUCGGGUGUUUUCCAGGUAUUUUUCUUUUAAUAGAUAAUAUAAAUGUAAGACUUGUAUCUAAAUGUCUUCAAUUGUAUAAUGUUCAAUCUCCUCUUCAAAUUUAUACUUCUUUCCCACCCACUCAUCUCCCUUUACUAGUGUAAGAUGAUAAUGGAUGGACUAGUUUGGAAUGUAGUUUAUUUAGUGCAAAAUACAGUAAUGUGUGUGACCAUCUUGUUUGUUUUUUCUUCUUUUCCACAAUUUGUGUGUUUUGAGCAUUCAUUCUGGUUGUAAUCGGUAAAAUGAUACUGCCAUGUGCUAAAAUGUCGAAGUGAUGAUAUCCAAAACAAAGUGAUUCAUAUUAUCCAUCUAUAAAUUUCUCAGAUAUCCUAUAGCUUUGAAAAUAACUGCAGGAUUAAUAUUGGUUAGAGUUUGCGUUUUCCACUAGAUGAUUUAGCUUGGUAAUUAAUGAUGUAGGUGCUAGGUAUUGGUAAAGAUCUUGUUAGCUCAGACUCCAAAUUUUACUAUUUGCCUGUUUUCAUAAAUGCAGACCGAGUUAGACCUGGUUUAACAUAGUCCCCUGUUUAGAGUGCGAAGUGUUGUCCUCUUUAUUCUGGUAAAAUUUCUGUAAUUUUGUAACAAAAUGAUUAUACAACAUAAUCAAGGUAUGAAAUGAAAAUGAAUAUUUGAUUUCAUAAUCACAAGUUUUUUGCUUGUUCAUUUGGUUACAGAAUUAUGAAUUAAUUAAGAGGUUGACAAUUGGCUUUCCAAGUCGGUGGACUAAUUCCACCCACCUAGGCGGUUUGUCCAAGUUUAUGGAUAUUGAACGUUGACUUUGUACCAUGUGAUUCUUCAUGUACAUUUUGUACUGACACAGUUCACCAAAUCAAUGCAUUUACCAAAAUGUAUAUAACAUGCCGAUCCUAUUUGCACAUCUGCUGUAACGAGAAGCAUUAUCAGAUUUUGUAUCGCUUCUACCAAUCCACUUUUCCAUUCAUGUCACGACUACCAAUGCACUUGUACAUUUAUUUAGGCAAGAACCGUACUGCUUUAGAUCUAGCUGGCCGCUCUGUCCAUUUCACAAUUACAAAGAGCACAAAUUUUUAAUUUGCCAUUGAAGGGUGAAGUUAUGCAUCGUUUUGUUUUGAAAAAGCAAUAUUUUAUACCUUGAUUUUAAGCUAUUAUAUACUUAAGAACAUUUCAAGCGUAGAUAUUCAUGUUUUUUUUUUUUAGAACGCGCAUUCACUGCUGUAUAAAGUAGCAAGUAUGUUACCAUUUUAGGUUGCUCAAAUCACUAAGAGAUUCCUGGUUUGAUUGGAUAGCUUUGAUCUUAUUCUUCCUUAUUCUCUCUGUUUAGUAUAGUGUACAUGUUAAUUCAGAAUCUGUAAUUAUGAGCAGUACAUAACACAGAGUAUUUUAUACCAUCUUUGUGUGUUUGAAAUUGUGAGGUAUACUGAAAUAUAUGCAGUACAUCACACAAGCGACGUAACUAACAAGAGAAAUAAUAUUCUACUUCUGUUUUUCAGAGAUUAGUAAGUAUUGUAAGAUCACAGGUAGCUACAUGAAACUGCACAAAAAAAAAAGAAUUGUACAAUUGUAAUCUACGCUGUUUUUUGAUAUGUAAAUGGUAACUCACUUUCAUGCUGUUGUAAAUAGUCUUAUUUUCUAAUGGAAUAAACACGGGAUGUAAUCAUGUUGAAGUGGAA